CCAACACGGAAUGGAUCGCUGCUGCGGUUUCGAACUGCGCCCCGCUGUCUGGUUGCACGACAUGAUCGAAUAUUGGCUUAUGUCAAUGUUCAGGCCUCCCGACCGGUGUGUUCUGAACUAUAUGGUGUAUGGCAAGUACUAUGCAAAUCAUACACUCCUACAACGCCGCAAAACAACAAAAUGCGCUACAGCCAACGUGAGAACAUCAGUUCAGACAGAUCGCACGGAACACAAGAGACAGACCGACCCGAUCGGCGCCUCGCUCAGCCUUUCUCAGGAUGGUCUCACGCGAGGAUGACCAGCAGUAUUGAUAGAUUCGUCGAAGAGAGCGGCCUCGAGGACUACGACAAAUAUAUUCGGAGGGGCGCGUUUCUCGCGCAGUCAAAGGCAGCCUUCGCGGUCGGGCGAGAGCGACCCGAUGAUCUCACUCUGAAAGACGACGAGCGCGUAUACAUAGAUCUGGAGAGCAGUCCCAGACGUAUUGACAAAUUCAAUCAGCCAUGGAGACUAUACGCUCUCGUAGGGAUCUGCUCCCUGGGUGCUGCUGUACAAGGAUGGGAUGAAACCGCUGUCAAUGGAGCCCAAAUCUACUACGAAAAAGCUUUAAAUAUCCAUGGAAGCCCGGAAAUACUUGGUUUGGUGAACAGUGCGCCCUAUCUGUGUUGCGCAUUUGCCUGCUGGCUAAACUACCCUCUGAAUCGACUCUUAGAUAGACGCGGGGUCAUCUUCCUGACAUGCCUUAUCAGUUCGAUUACCUGUCUAGGCCAAGCAUUCCCUCAAACAUGGCAACAGCUUUUUGUAGCACGGUUUCUUCUUGGAUUUGGUAUCGGUCCCAAGAGUGCCACUAUACCGAUCUAUGCUGCAGAAUGUGCACCCGCUAAUAUUCGCGGUGCCCUCGUUAUGAUGUGGCAAAUGUGGACCGCCUUCGGCAUCAUGUGUGGCUACAUCGCCGGUGUCGUUCUUGCGGGAGUUCGUGACGGGUCAAGAUCCGACAUCUGCGAUGAGAAAUUUGGUAAUCUUCUCACGUCACGAUGCAGUCUGAAUUGGCGCUUGAUGCUUGCAAGCCCCAUGAUCCUCCCACUCUUCGUGGUCGCUUACGUAUAUGCACUUCCGGAGUCGCCCCGAUGGCUGCUCAUGAAGGCACGCAAGGGCAACAAACAGAAAUACGAAGAGGCUUUCCAGGCGCUCUGUAAACUCAGGCAUACCAAGCUUCAAGCUGGUAGAGACUUGUUCUUGAUACAUCAUCUGCUGGAGGGCGAGGACGAGAUUAUGAAACAACAGCAACCUUUUCUGGAGCUCUUCACCAUAGGCAGGAACAGGAGAGCACUAUUCGCUUCCGUCAUUACCAUGUUCUUGCAGCAAUUCUGCGGUGUCAACGUCACUGCCUACUACUCCAACACUAUCCUCGUACAAGAUGCCAAUUACCAACCUCGCAACGCACUUCUCAUUUCGAUGGGUUUCGGCAUCAUCAACUUUCUUUUUGCGAUCCCGGCUAUCUGGACCAUUGAUUCGUUUGGGCGACGCAACUUGCUGCUUUUCACUUUCCCGUUCAUGGCUCUAUUCCAAGUGAUUAUGGUGAUCGCCUUCAGUCAACGCGAAGAAUCGAUUGAGCAGAAAGUUCUAGUCAUAGUGGGUAUGUAUCUCUUUGGAGUCGCGUACUCUCCAGGAGAAGGACCCGUUCCAUUCGUCUACAGCGCCGAAAGUAUGCCACUGUACAAUCGCGAUUGGGGCAUGGGUAUCGUCACCUCCGUGUUAUGGUUUUGGAACUUCUUCAUUAGUAUUACAUGGCCGAAGUUCAAGCAUGCAUUUGGUGUCGCUGGUGCAUUUGGAUGGUACGCAGCAUGGUGUGCCACCGGCUGGUUUCUUAUUCUCUUCUUCGUCCCUGAAACCAAAGAUUUGACACUCGAACAACUUGAUCAAGUCUUCGAAGGCUCAACGAGAUCGCACGUUGAGCAUGGGAUCAAACAGGUGAAGUGGUUCGUGGGUAGGUACAUAAUGAGAAGGAGAGAUGCAACUAAGCCGGUCUUCUUGGAGACAGACGAUUCGGGUGUGAAGUAUGAUUAUCGGGGAGUUGGAGAUGCGAUGCCUUAUGAGGAAGCCAAAGAUUGA
Periconia digitata is the source of this 2109-nucleotide messenger RNA. The record is from the annotation of a GenBank genome assembly. NCBI's taxonomy places the organism in Eukaryota, Fungi, Ascomycota, Dothideomycetes, Pleosporales, Periconiaceae.